GCGGUGUAAACGAUAUACGUACAGAUCUACAAAUCAUUCCCCGCUCCUACUUCCGCAUUCCUUUGUUUGAAGAUCAGCGCAAACUAGUGCGACACUUCCGGUGUUAGUAAAUCACGUGAUAUUUUCGUGGGCGACAUGAAGGAAGGAAACUGGACAGCAGCCAUCAUUUAAAAGGAGGAGAUCUGAGGCAGAAAUGGAGUCAGAAGAUGGAGAUGUGGAUCUGGCCUCACAUGAGAAAGCAGCAGAUGUGUGUGCGAUCCUUGAGCCUCAGCAUCUGGAGGAUUUGGUGUUAGUGAAUAAGGAGUGUGUAGAGAAACUGAGUGAGGGUCUGAUCUCACACUACCUCCCAGAUCUACAGCACUCCAAAGAUACACUGCAGGAACUAAUACUAAAUCAGGAUGUACUGCUCGACACUCUGGAACAAGAAAUUACCAAGUUUAGAGAAUGUAACUCCAUGAUCGAGCUCAACGCUCUGUUCACAGAGGCUAAAGUGUAUCACAGUAAGCUGGUGAACAUACGCAGAGAGAUGAUCAGCCUGCAUGACAGAACAUCCAAACUGAAGAAGCGAGCUCUGAAGCUGCAGCAACAGAAACAGAAGGAGGAUCUGGAGCGAGAGCAGCAGAGAGAGCGAGACCUGGAGAGAGAGAGACAGCUCAUUGCCAAACCAGCCAAACGCACCUGAACACACACACACACACACACACACACACACACACACACACACACACACACACACACACGCACACACACAACCCACACACACACACACACAGUGUUUUUCUGGAUGUGGUCCUCAGCCCUGAGUGUGUCUCAUGGUCAGCACACCGUUUGUCCACUAGAUGGAGUCAGAGAUCUAAUUUUACAAAACAAAUUAUUACAUUAAAUUAUGAACAUCACAUUUCUUUAGAAUUUAUGUAAUAGACUUAAAUACUGUAUUUUGUUCUCUGCUUUUUGGCACGUUUUUUUUUUUGAUGUAAAAAUUUAUUGUACAUGGAAAAUACUUUUAAAAGAUUUUGUUCUUUUUGUUCACUUUGUAAACCUUUAUUAGUGAAAAUAAUAAAUCUGAGGAGGGAAAAGUGUCA
Messenger RNA from Tachysurus fulvidraco (yellow catfish), 1082 nucleotides. RefSeq names its product biogenesis of lysosomal organelles complex-1, subunit 6, pallidin (gene bloc1s6). NCBI's taxonomy places the organism in Eukaryota, Metazoa, Chordata, Actinopteri, Siluriformes, Bagridae. The record is from RefSeq and is a predicted model, not a curated record. Gene Ontology annotation, cellular component: extrinsic component of membrane; transport vesicle; BLOC-1 complex. The coding region runs from base 194 to 682 and encodes 162 amino acids. The transcript has 6 exons. Gene Ontology annotation, biological process: intracellular transport.